CACCUCUUCAAAAUGGUACAGACUUUGGUAACAAUCGCCAGCAUUGGCAGCGGAGUUGCUGUUGUUGCUUGUCUCUUCACUGUUGGAUACAUCUUCAAUGAUAUCAACUCUUUCCAUGAUGAGGUCAUUGACACUAUGACUGAGUUCAAAUUCAACGAGCAACAAGCAUGGAACUCAAUGAUGAAGCCAACUGAUGUAUUCGGAAGAAUCAAGCGUGGAAUCAACAAGAGAGGAGCCCAAUGCAACUGUGGAGCUCAAUCCAAUGGAUGCCCAGCUGGACCACCAGGACCACCAGGCCAACCAGGAGCUCAAGGAGAGGCUGGACACGCUGGAGAGGCUGGAAAGCCAGGAGCCAACGGAGUUACCAUCGGACUUACCGGAGGAAAUGGACCAUGUAUCACUUGCCCAGCUGGAGCCCCAGGACCAGCCGGAGCUCCUGGAGCACCAGGACCACAAGGACCAUCUGGAGCCCCAGGACAAGACGCUGUUGGAGGAGGACCAGGGCCAGCUGGACCACAGGGACCAGCCGGAGAUGCCGGAGCUCCAGGACAAGCCGGAGCACCAGGACAUCCAGGAGCCCCAGGACAAGGAGGACAACGCAGCCGUGGAACUCCAGGACCAUCUGGAGCUCCAGGACCACAAGGACCAGCCGGAGGACCAGGACAGCCAGGACAAUCCGGAGGAGCCGGAGCCCCAGGACCAGCUGGAGCUCCAGGAGCACCAGGAGGACCAGGAAACGCGGGAACCCCAGGAACCCCAGGAGCACCAGGAAACGCUGGAGCACCAGGAGGAGACGCCGCAUAUUGUCCAUGCCCAGCUCGUGCCAGCGCUGUUCGCAAGCACCGCAAGGUCUUCCGUAGACGUCACGCCAAGGUUUCUGCCUAAAGAGUGUUACCAAAAGCUGAUUUCAAUAUUCAAUAAAUAAUUUUUUUAUAAUUGAAUCAAUUUAUUUACUUCUUGGAAAUGGAACAAUUAAUAGAAGCCUGGGCUUUUUCAACUUUACUGAGUUCACUUUGUGGAGAUUGUAAUGAAGAGCGCUUAGAUUCAGUUGGAAGUUUUGAACUUUCCAGAUCUUUAUCCUUUGUCACAUCCAUCUUCAAUACGUUUUUCUUGAUUUCAUUGUUACUGCUUGUUGUAGCUUUUGUUUUCGGUUUCUUAAUUAAACAAUAUUUCUUCUU
Caenorhabditis elegans is the source of this 1178-nucleotide messenger RNA. RefSeq names its product Nematode cuticle collagen N-terminal domain-containing protein (gene col-147). The transcript is spliced from 2 exons. Gene Ontology annotation, molecular function: structural constituent of cuticle. The record is from RefSeq and is marked reviewed. Lineage: Eukaryota; Metazoa; Nematoda; Chromadorea; Rhabditida; Rhabditidae. The coding region runs from base 13 to 885 and encodes 290 amino acids.